Molecule: messenger RNA, 7993 nt
Organism: Marasmius oreades (fairy-ring Marasmius)
Lineage: Eukaryota; Fungi; Basidiomycota; Agaricomycetes; Agaricales; Marasmiaceae
Exons: 13
Coding region: 22-7788 (2588 amino acids)
Cellular component (GO): small-subunit processome; 90S preribosome; nucleolus
Source: RefSeq, a predicted model, not a curated record
CGCACUAUAGUAUCAUGUAGCAUGUCCAAGAUGGAGAGAAUUCAAAAUCCCGCCGAAAUAAACUCCCACGCUCCAUUUUUUUUGCAACUUAUGGACGUCGAGCAAGAGGGGGCGGUAGACGUGAUUCAGAAACGCUUCAAGUACAAGUCGUAUCAGGACGAGCUCAAAGAUGUCCACCUCCCUUCUGCACUCCAGAAUCAAUCCAAACUAGACCAAGAGCUCGAGGAUAACCAAUCCCAUUUCUACGAAGCUCUCGUCCACUGGCAGCAACUCAACCUUUCUCCAAGUUACAUUACAUUCUCAAGGAAAGCUGCCCCGAUUUCGGCUUCAUUACCUCUCUUGCUUCACAACUGGACGGAUGUGGUAGAUCUAUGGUUAGAGGCGUUGGGUUCUUCAGAUGAUGAGGGGCUAAAAGCUCUUUUAGAUCUAAUUCAAAAGAUCGUGCAGGAUUUACGCUCCACGAUUACACCAGCGUAUCCUUCGAUAUUGAAGGCUUUGCUACGACUUCCAGUUCGAACGAUAGCUUCGGAUGCCCUCGAGGUGUUACUCUCUACGCUGUCCUCUAUCUUCAAGUACAUCGUGACGCCAUCUACGAGCCCAGAUAUCUUCGAAUUGACAUGGUUAUCUCUUCGCGAAACUCUUCCCAAAUAUUUACCAGAGAUUCAACGGACCAUGGCAGAAGUUUGGGGUUCGGUUCUCAGGAAGGUGAAGGCGAGCUUGAGAGAGAAGGUCGUUCUGUUGAUAGUAGAGGAUUUGAGAGAUAUUGAGGAUGCUGCUGCGUGGUGUUUCGUGUCUGCUUGCAAGUCUGUAUCUCAAACGCUUCAUACGGUUACACCAUCGUUAAUGAGCCCACUGCUCACUUACUACCUCUCUUGCGGAGAAGACGUGGUUUCACUUUACACCCUUCUUCGCCGAGUGUUGACUGCUCUCACUCACCACGUAAAAGGAGCAGACCAAUUCACCGCGAUAACUGGCAUCGUCCUAAAAGAAUUUGCCAACGCCCCGUCCCACGACUCGGAACGUUUACGACGUGUAAUGGAAGUCGCCGCAGUCAUCGCGUCGGUCCGUAAUGGGUCUCGACUUACCAACCAAAACAUUACACAGCUAUACGGUGUAUUGCCGGUGUCCGUUCCAGCAGAGUCACAACCCUCUCUCCUGAAAUUAUCGUCAGCGCUGCUGACGGCAGGUGAUAUGAGUUCUUGGAUGUCAUCUGGUCGUGGUUAUUUGGCUCGACUGUGGGAGGACGAAGAGAUGGACAGCUUCACGCUCAAACUUCACGGAGUUUUGAGUGAACUUGGAUGGGGAGGAUGGAAGAUGAUUGCUCAACCUGUGUUGGUGAAGAAGACGAGUAGAAAGUUGGAGACAGAGACGGAGAUGGCAAUCAAGGGUAAAGAGACGAUUAUAUUGCUUGCUGCGCUUUGUCGCAGAGGGAAACUAGGUGAAGUCGAUCUGGUGUGGAGGAGGAAGGUUGAGGAGUGGUCAUAUAAGAGAUUGAAGGAGUUUGCUGGUCGAGCUGGGGAAUUGGGUGUCACUGAGGCAUCCGAGUUGGACGACAUUUUAGCUCUCUCUGCGUACUUCACACCGAAGAUAAUAGAUGUUCUGGUCGAAAUAAUUGACGCCUCUCUCCAGAUAGCAUUCGACACCGAUCAUUCAGAUGAUUUUCCCUCUCCAGCGUGGGUACUUGGCAGUUGCAUGAAAAGCCUUGCGGGUCAAGACGAAUCACAAUGGACUGAAAAAGUGGAUCUCUUGAGCUGGACUCGAAUAAUCAUACGAAACUGGGCAUGGUCUAAGGACGUCAUGACGGGGAUUGUCGAACUCUCGAAUGCCUGCAAUCAACAAGAACUCGAAGCAAUCGCCUUUGACGAGGUCUAUUCUUGCGUCAAAGACUCAAUUCUCUCCCACUCUCAGUCAUUACGCUCCAGUACCCUCAAGCUGAUUUCUUCGCGGCGUUUCAAGGUCCCUGAGAACACCCAGGAAGCCUUGAGUCGAUGUCUACAAGGAGAGAAAGUUUCAAUCGACGUUCAAGGAGUACGUGAACGUGUGUUGAGGAUAGGAAAGGUUGUGCCGAUGCUGAAGGACGGUGGUAACACUGGUGCAGACCUAUGCGCUCGGUGGUUCAUGGCGCAACUGAAAGUAAACCUGAGACCCUUGUGGCUUCCUGCCGCAAAGGCGCUGGAGUCACUUUCUCAGCGUUUCGGUGAUGUAGUAUGGGCUCUACUAUUUUCGGAAUUGAGGAAAGUCGCGGAAGAAAGCUCGCGUCCAAGCGUGGGAGGUUCGGAUUCGGACUCACAAGAAGAUAUCCGUUGCAAGUUAGAGGCUGAUCCUUGGGAAGAUGAAAGGUCGUGGAGAGACCCUAGUGCUCACAAGUUACGAUUAUCUGUCAUCCAAUGGCUCGAUAAUCGUUCCCAUCUCGUUCGUAUCUCCAAAGACCCAUCAAACUUCGAACGCUUCGACCAACGCUCAUACGAACUCCAGCUCCUCUCGGUUUUAGGCGAAUGCUCGGCCCUCGCAGAAAAACACAAUCGAGACCUAAUCCCUUUCUUCUUAUCCAUCAACGCUGAACAUAAGCUUCCACGACCGAAACUGAUUGCCUGGCUCACCGUUUUCGCCAAGUUUCACAAUCCGAAAGCCUUACAUUCUACCGACACCCUUCGUUCGCUAUACACUUCACUCCUAUCCAACCCUGAUCGUUCGGUCCAAUCUUCGGCACUGUCAUGCCUAUUGACGUACAAGCAACGCUCGCUUUUAUUAUACGAGCAGAAAUGCAGGGCUUUACUGGAUGAUACCCGCUGGAGAGAUGAGUUGACCAUGCUGGAUAUCGCCGGUAUAGAGGAACAUGAUCGGUCGGAAGUGGUGCAUGUGGUUAUUAGACUCUUGUUUGGCGUUAUGCUGGAGAGGAAAGGUCGGUCUCGAGGUGCAGAUCGUCGUUCAGCAGUUCUCACUGCACUUGGUGGAUGUUUCGAAGAGGAGCUAGGGUUACUGGUCGAGCUCAUGUUGAAGGGAAUCAGUCGGGGGAGCGCAGAGGGACAGUUCGAAGUAAAACCAUUAUCCCACGAAGUCUCGGAUAAACAGGUCAACGGUUAUCUAACCUUGCUCGGUGACGUGCUCAAGAAUCUCGGCCCGAAGCUUGUUGCAUAUUGGCCUCAGCUUAUUGGUACCACAAUCAAUAGCAUUGCUACUGCGCAAGCGAAAAUCGGUGCUGCAAUGGAGGUCGACACUGAGCAGGAGAAGGAGGAUGAUACAGAAGAAAGCGGUGAAAACGUCGAGGAAACCGUUUCUUCUCUCAAGUCUACCCGAACUAUCCGCCAACUCGGCCUGAAGCGUCUCGCAGAUUUCUUCCGUUGCCCUGUCUCGUUCGACUUUACACCUUACAUUGAAGCCUCAUUCCCCGUUUUUAUUUCCCCUCGGGUGUCCUCUCUCGACAAGGAAAAUACCCAAGCUCCAUCUACGCUGUUAGAGCUGUUCUUCGUGUGGGCCACAGAUAGGAAUACGGUCUUCUACCUCGUCAACUAUGAUGAUCGUGUUCUUCCAAAGGUUCUGGACUGCCUCAUCGCACCGAACGUGAAACCAACAGUCCUAUCACGGAUAUUGGAUAUCGUUGACCGGUUACUUGUCUAUUCUUCCGAAGAUGCUGCUGUCUUGGAGCAGAUUCUGAAGCCAUGCAUGCCCCUCCUCCUUACCAACUUAUCCAUUCAAAUCGAACGUUCGAAAGGUUCUUCGUUCCUUUCGACGCCCUUGGGUCAGCGACAGAUUGGAACGCUAGCAGAAAUUGCUCAGUACUCCUCCAGUGCCGCAGAAGCCUCCACACUUCUGAAGCUUUUCUCCCCCUGGCUCCGGAAACCGUCGAAGGUUGUUCAGGAGAAAGUUAAAACUGAUCUUCUCAAUAUCAUUGGGCACCUCAUGCGGUUAAUACCAGAUCUCAGCGAUAAAGAUUCGGAUACCAGCACCACACUGUAUCAGUUGUUAUCUUCCCUUUUCCAAUCACUCCGGACACGAGCUGCUCGACUUGGGCUUGUGACUACUUUCAACGAGCUUGCGAAAGUACAGGGUUCCCUGCAAGGUCUAGCAGAGGUAUUAGAGUCCUUGAACGCGUACUCCACGAAGCGGCUUGACGAACCCGACUUUGAACGCCGUUUAGAUGCCUUUAAUCAAAUCAGUGUUACUCUUCAUACGUCCUUUUCUCCUUCCGACUGGCUUCCGAUCAUUCACAAUAUGCUCUAUUUCGUUCAUGACCCCGCCGAGCUGGCUAUCCGAAACAAUGCGUCUUCUUGUAUGCGCCAGUUCAUCGAAUUAGUAGCAAAUCAAGUCGCACCAGAGUAUGAGACAGAGUUCUCCCGAGUACUCUUCCCGGGAUUGAAAAACGGUUUACGCUCGAAAAACGAAAUGGUCCGAGCCGAGAUCCUUGGAGUAAUAUCCCAUGCUGUCGCGAAAUGUGAGCACAUACCGUCACUACAGGAGAUGCGACGUCUACUUGCUGGAGGGGACGAGGAGGCAAAUUUCUUCAACAAUAUCGUUCACGUACAGAUCCAUAGGAGGUCGAGGGCAUUGAGGCGCCUCGCGGACCAAUGUGAUGAGAAUCCAAUGAAGAACGGGACUAUUUCUGAUAUUUUCCUUCCGCUCAUCGCCAAUUACAUCGCUCCCGCAUCUUCUUUGGAUCACCACCUUGUAACGGAUGCUAUCAAUACCACCGGGCGUUUGGCGAAACACCUGUCGUGGACCUCGUAUUACGCUCUCAUACAGAAGUACUUGCGACUAUCGAAGGCGAAGGAUGAGGCGGAAAGAGUGUACGUGCGGACUUUGGUGGCUGUUUUGGAGAACUUUCAUUUUGUGAUGGAGGAAGAAGUUGUAGAAGAGGCACAUGAGCCUCGUGGUGACGAAGACGAAGGAGAUUUCCCAGAUAAUCCUCCUUCGCCGAAAGGUCAAAGCAUGGCGAAGAUAGCAGAUGCGGUCAACGCCAAAUUGAUCCCCAGUCUUCUGCAAUACCUCGAAUCUAGAGAUGCGACUACAGAAGAUACAACACGGAUACCCAUCGCUGUUGGAGUGGUUAAGGUUGCUAAGCAUCUACCCCAAGCCUCGGCGACACUCCAAAUAACUCGGCUAUUGACUACGACCAGUCAAAUCAUGCGAAGUAAAUCCCAGGAUACUAGGGAUCUGACUCGAGAUACUCUUUGUCGUAUCGCUGUCGUCCUGGGCCCCUCUUACCUUCCUACCAUCUUCCGAGAGCUCCGAGGUGCCUUGUUGCGUGGGCCGCACCUCCAUAUCCUGGCCACCACCGUCCAUCACAUCCUGGUCCAUAUCACGACCGGCGAUAACGAAGCGCAAUUUGAUAUUCUCGAUGAUUGCGUAUCCGACGUCGCACAUGUCUCUGCCGAAGUGAUAUUCGGUGAUUCAGGGCAAGACGUAUUGACCGAGGGCUUCAAAACCAAGUUACGCGAAGUCAAGUCCUCCAGCUCUAAAGGUUUCGACUCUUUUGCUAUCAUGGCGAAACAUAUAACCCUGAGCAGCGUCAGCUCCCUUUUGUUACCCCUCCGUUCUAUCAUGCAGGAGACCGAAACGUCAAAAGUCAUGCAACGUGUAGACGAUGUCCUGAAGUACAUCACGAACGGCCUCAACUCCAAUACCCGUAUCCAGCCUGCUGAUCUACUUUCCCUCUGUCAUUCAUUGAUCACGCAGAACUCCCGCUUUUUGAAGACAGACGCUCCUCGCCGUCAGAAACAGGUAAAGAAUCACGUUAUCAUUCAAACUAAACGCCAGGAGGCGGUCGAGACAGACCAUUAUGCCAACAACUCUUUUCGGUUUAUUACUUUUGGGUUAGAUCUACUCCAAACAGCACUUCGCCGCAGUCGAUUUGAUUUCCACGAUUCGAAUAUCAUCUCCCGUCUUCAAUCUAUGGUGAUCGCCGCGGGAAACACGCUAUACUCCACGAACUCGUCUGUCUUGACCUCCAGCCUGAAGGCGGUAGCUGGAUUGAUCAAAUGCCCUCUGGACUCACUCGAACGCUCUCUUCCUAUCUUCAUUCGGCAAAUACUGGAGAUCAUCAAGCGUCUAGGGAAUACAGAGUCUGAUGUCGCUCAAAAUGCGCUUAAAACUCUCGCUGUUAUCUUACGAGAUGGCCCCGCAGUAAAUGUCAAAGAGAAGGACCUCGCCUUUCUACUGGAGCUGAUAGGUCCUGACCUAGAGGAACCUUCACGGCAGGCGUCGGUCUUCCAGAUGCUGAGGGCUAUUAUUGCUCGAAAAUUCGUUGUUCCAGAAAUAUACGACCUCAUGGACCGGGUUUCUGAGAUCAUGGUCACCAACCAGUCUCCCCAGGUGCAGGAGUUAUGCAGAAGUGUCCUGCUCCAGUUCCUCCUUGACUACCCGCAGGGUAAAGGCAGGCUGCGCAACCAUAUGACGUUCUUUGCAAAGAACCUCUCGUAUGUGUAUGAGAGUGGUCGGAAGUCAGUUUUGGAACUCCUUAGCGCGAUCGUUACGAAGUUCCAAGUCAACCUUAUACGGGAAUACGCGGACAUCCUGUUCGUUUCCUUAGUUAUGGUUAUUGCGAACGACGACUCUGCGAAAUGUCGUGAAAUGGCAGCUCACCUCAUCAAGUCAUUGGUCGAGAGAUUUGACGACGAACGAAAGCAAAUUAUGAUGUCUUACCUUCAUGUGUGGGCGACGAAGGAAUCACAGAUCCAGCUUGUUCGAGUGUCCUCACAGGUUUACGGUAUCGUCAUUGAUUCUCUAGGGAAAGAUGUCUCUGCACAUACCGCUACCAUUCUGGAAGAUGCAAAGCGGUCACUGACGCACAGUGCUGAACAGCUACUUACGCUGGAGUCGAACGAAGGGGAACCGAUGGAUGUUGAUCUGGAAUGGCAAACGCCUUAUUAUUCUCUCAUAGUCCUCGGGAAACUAGGAAGCCUAUUCCCCACUCUUAUCACGCCUUCUGAAAACGAAGGUGUAGAUUGGAAAGUCGUCAUCAACCUUCUGCUUUUCCCGCAUGCAUGGGUCCGCACAGCAGCUUGUCGCUUGCUCGGAUCUCUCUACGGUCUCUCACCAAUCACGCCACCUGGUAUAGACACGAUAUUCUCGCCACUUUCAUAUGAUGGCAUGAAAAUGACUGCUCGGAGUCUCUCGUUGCAGCUGAAAAGCGAACAUCUGGAUGAUGCACUUGGUCUGCAGGUAGUGAAGAAUCUAUUCUUCAUCGGCAAAUGUUUUGCCGCUAUUCCCCUGGAAGCCAACGAGGCUGCAGAGACUGAAGAGGAUGACGAGGAGUCUUCCGAUCAGCAAGCGAGUGGGAACCCGUUACCGUGGCUAUUCUCUACAUUAUCGUACCAAAUACGAUCUGCAAUCAUUGCGAGGAGGAACAAGGCAUCGAUGCCGAGUAACUGGGUCAAUCGACCCAUGUCAGUGUUACGCUGGUUUGCAGUGAUGACGUCGUAUCUUGAAAGCGACGUACUUGAACGAUUCCUCGUUCAUAUCCUCUCUCCGGUAUACCGUAUCACUGAAGACGACACGAUACAUGAUCCGAAGAUGUCCGAGCUCAAGGAUGUCUCUGUCGAAUUACGGGACCUUGUCCAAUCUAAAGUUGGUGCUACCAAGUUCUCGGGCGUCUAUAAUCAGAUAAGACAAGGAGUUCUGUCUGUCCAAAAGGAAAGGAAAGAAGCCAAAAUCCUUCAGCUAGCAAUCAACCCCCAAGCUGCAGCGAGUCGCAGAGUGCACCGGAACGCUUUGAAAAAGGACGGCCGCAAGAGAAAGAACCAGAUGUUCAGCGACGGGAAAGGAAAGCUCAAAAGGAGAAGAGAAGUUUGAAGAGUUUGUGAUAUGGUUAAAUCAUCUAUUUGCAGAGGAAUUCUUUGUUGACAUGUAUCGAUAGCUAUUCUGUAUAAUAGACGUUAGCAAGGAUCACAGCGCGUUGAAUUAACGCUACAGAACAAGAAGGUCAUGCAGCGAGUCACUGAAGGAAAGGCUUGGGUUCCGAUCGAUGUUCUUAACAUUUGAAACUGGCUAGGGGAAG